Paramecium octaurelia is the source of this 3938-nucleotide messenger RNA. NCBI's taxonomy places the organism in Eukaryota, Ciliophora, Oligohymenophorea, Peniculida, Parameciidae. The record is from the annotation of a GenBank genome assembly.
AUGCAGACUGAAAGUGAAGAGCCAUCAUAGUUGAUCAUUAACAGAAUAAUAUUGGAUAAUUUUAAAAGUUAUUAUGGACAUUUAGAGAUCGGUCCAUUUCAUCAUUAAUUCACGAGCAUUGUAGGGCCAAAUGGAUCAGGAAAGUCAAACCUUAUUGAAUCAUUGCUCUUUGUCUUUGGUAAAAAGGCUUCAUGGAUGCGUCUGUAGAAAAUUCAUUAAUUGAUACAUAAUUCGGCUGAGCAUCGAGAUGUGAAGAAAGCCUCUGUUGAAGUUUAAUUUAUCGAAUAAAGCGGGAAUAAUAGAAACUAUUUCAGUGUAAAGCGUACAGUUCACCAUACUGGACAAUCGAAUUACGAUAUAAAUAAUAAACACGCUACUUUAGAAGAAGUCACCACUUUAUUAAAAUCAAAGGGAAUAGAUCUUACGAACAAUAGAUUUCUGAUUUUAUAGGGAGAGGUUGAAUAAAUUUCAUUGAUGAAACCAAAAUCAGGUGAUCCAGAGAAGCCAGGAUUGCUUGAAUAUUUGGAAGACAUCAUAGGAAGUAAUCAAUACUAGGAAUAGAUCGACAAGAUGACUGAGGAAUAUUUGUAAUUGGAUGUGUAGAGAAGAGAGAAGGGUGAAAUGAUGAGAGUGGUUGAGAUGGAUCUUGAAAAAUUGGAACCAGGGAAAGACAAGGCUGUAGAAUUAGUGAGAAAUGAAAUAAAGAAUUCCUAAUUGUAAAAUGUAUAAUAAUAAAUUGCCAAUUACAAAGUGUAAACUUAAAUUACUAAAUGCAAAGAGAAUCUCACUCAGAUUGACGAGAAUCUAAAAAUUACAGCCUUAGAAUCUAAGGAGAAAAUGAAAGAUCAUUCUGAUACAGUGAAACUAAUGAAAACAGCAUCUGAUAAAUUUCAAAAGGCCAAAUAAAAGAGACAAUCAAUCAAAGUUUAAAUUGAAGAAUUGUAAGCUAAAGACACUCAGAAUAGAGAUGAAGUAAACAAUCUGACUUCAUAGCAAAACAGGUUUUAAAAGAAGUUAGAUGAACUCAUUUAGGAGAGGAAUAAAUGCAUUGAUGAAGUUGAAGAUUUGAAAAAAGAGAUACCAGCAUAUGAAAAGUCUAUUAAGACUUUGAGAUAAGAAAAGGAGGAGUUGGAAGAGGUUGUUUAGAAAAUGAAUUAACAACAUUAAUAGGAAGUAAGAAAAUUAGUGGAGAAGAAAUCAAGUUUGUAGAGCAUAAUAUCUGAACCUCAAUUGUAGAGAAAUCAAUAUGCUAAAGAUCAAGAAAUCACUAAAAACAAAUUGAAUUAAUUAAAAUUACCUGACACUGAUGGAGGUAAGGGAAUUCAAAAUAGCAUAAGUGAAUGCAACAAUAAUAUUGGGUAACUUUAGGAGAUAGUUAAAACUCUAAAUUAAACAAUUGAUGAGAUAAAGAACAGAGAGAAAUUGCAAGUUGAGAAAUAGAAUCAAUUGAAAAAAGAAUUAAAAUAGAAUGAAGACUAAUUAUAAGAGGUUCAAUAGUAGAUAGAUGGAUUCUCAAUUCAAUAGAAUUAAUACAAUGAACAGAAUGCAACUAUUAGAGCAAUUAUGGCAGCUGCAUAACAAGGUCAAUUAAAAGGAGUGAUUGGUAGGAUUGGAGAUUUAGCAUACAUUGAUCCCAAAUAUGACAUUGCCAUCUCUACAGCCUGUGGAAAAGGAUUUGACUCAAUUUUGGUGGAGAAUUAGUAAUCUGCUGAAGCAUGUGUGAAUUUCUUAAAAUCAAAUAGGAUUGGAAGAUAUACUUUUGUGUCUUUGGAUGUUGUAAAUAAAAUGAUAACUCAAGACAUGAUGUAAAAGAGAGGACAGAAUCCUAAUCACACUGAAAGACUAUUUGAUUUGAUUCAAGUUAAGAAAUAGGAGUAUUAGGGUGUCAUCUUUAAAAUUGUGGGUUAAACUCUAGUGUGUGAUAACAUAGACUUAGCAAGAAAGUUGAAGUUCGAAUAGAAGAAUCCAAACAGAUUUGUGACUCUAGAUGGAAAGUUAAUUGAAGCCAAUGGUGUGAUGAGUGGUGGUGGACAAUAAAGGAGAGGAGCUUUGAGUGGCAAUAAUUCAAAGUAAGAUCUGAAUGCAAAUAAAAACAAUUAGAAUUAAUUGGAAGCUAUGCUAAAAUAAUAUUAAUAAAAUAGAUAAUAAAUUGAAUAGUAAUUAAUUAAGGUUGAUCAUGAAUUGCAAACUUUAAUUAAGGAUGGUAAAAUCAUUUAAGAGAAGUUAAUAUCUGCAACUUAGGACUUGAAGAAUUAGUAGGAUUUGAAAUUGGAUUUGUAAUAGAAGUUGGAGAAAGUCAAGAAUUUGGAAUAGGAAAAGGCUGACAUUGAAAAGCAAAGAAAGGAAUACGAGAAGUAAAUUCUAAGUCAUUAAGCCAAUAUCGAUAGUAUUGAUAAAAAGAUAUCUAAGGAAAAGAAAUAAUUGGAAUAGAUUGAAUAGGAGAUUACUGAAUCUGAAAAUAAGGAAUUAAAGUAAAACAAGGAGAAAUUGCAAUAAUUAACAACCAAAUUUGAUAAGGAUGAUGCAGAAUUCAAAAAGAUGUAAACACGAUUAGUUGUUCUUGAUAAAAAAUAAAAGACGUUGGAUAAGGAUGAAGUUAAGAUUAAGGAUGACUUACAAAAAAUACAAUCGAAAAUUGAAUAAAUGAACUAAGAAUUUAAAAAAGCUGAAGUCUAAAUGAUCGAUACUAUUGCCUUAUAUAAAAUUGCAAAGGAGGCUGAAGAAAAUGCAGAAAAAGAAUAUAAGGAGACUCAAGCUAAGGAUAAAGAAUUUGAUGAAUUGAUUUCCAGGUUGAAAGAGAAGACUAAUAAAUUAAAAUAGGAAAAGGAGGAAUGUUAGUCACUAUUAAAGAAAGCCUAAGAAGAAUUUAGUGAAGGAUUAACAAAAUUAGAAUAAAUUAGAUUGAACUAUAAAGAAAUGUAAAAUGAUUAUGAAUUCUUGAAUGAACUAGAAGAGAUUGCUAAUUGGAAACUAUAGGAUUAAUAACAUUAAUAGUAAUUCCCUUUGACCACUGCAAAUUAGAAUUAAUCUAUGUUAAAUAUCAGCGUAUUAUUUAUUUCUAUUGUAGUUUAUUGACUAAGGCGAUGAAUCAUUUGACGAUGGUCGAAAGAGAGGAGCAACGUUGGCUAUCGACUUAAAGGCAAUUCUAGAAAUAGCAGUAACAUAAGAACUUACAGAAGAAUAAACCAUUUAAUUCUGCCCAAUUGAGAAAGAAAUUGGAAGAGUUCAUGCACAUAUCCAAGCUUAAAUUAGAGAGAUCACUAAAGAUGCUAACAUCAAAGAUAUCCAAGAAUUUAAGAUCAAGUAUUUGGAAUACAAGGCUAAAAAGAGUGACUUCGAUUAGACUAAACAACAACUACAAUAAUAGAAAUAAAAGAUUGAUCAAUUAAAAAAAGAGAGAUAUGAUCUAUUUAUGCAUGGAUUCAAUGUCAUUGGAUCAAAAUUGAGAGAGACAUAUCAAACAUUGACAAAUGGAGGAGAUGCCGAAUUAGAACUAGUAGACACAAUGGAUCCUUUUAGUGAAGGAAUUAGUUUCAGUGUCAGACCUAAGAAUAAGUCUUGGAAACAAAUGUCUAAGUUAUCUGGAGGAGAAAAGACACUCUCUUCAUUAUCAUUAAUAUUUGCAUUGCAUUAUUAUAAACCUACUCCUUUGUACUUCUUCGAUGAAGUGGAUGCAGCAUUGGAUUAUAAGAAUGUCUCAAUCGUUGCAAACUUCAUCAAAGAGAGAACAAAAAAUGCUUAAUUUAUUGUGAUCAGUUUGCGUAACAAUAUGUUUGAAUUAGCUAAUAAAUUGGUAUAUAUUUUAUAUUAAUUCUAAAGAUUGGUAUCUAUAAGACAUUUGACACAACUAAAACGGUUUAGAUUUAGCCAGAAUUAGUGCAGAUGAAAAUAAAUUCUUCUGCUGAAAACAAUGAAAACGUUAAUUAAAAUAGAUGAAU